Molecule: messenger RNA, 1245 nt
Organism: Fonsecaea erecta
Lineage: Eukaryota; Fungi; Ascomycota; Eurotiomycetes; Chaetothyriales; Herpotrichiellaceae
Exons: 6
Coding region: 1-1245 (414 amino acids)
Cellular component (GO): Golgi apparatus; plasma membrane; endoplasmic reticulum
Source: RefSeq, a predicted model, not a curated record
AUGUCGCGGACAGAAGUCCAACAAGCUGAUUCUAUACACGAGGAGGACCCUCACAACGAACCUCAGAAGAAGCAGAAGAGCAGACGCCCCGCAAACACCGCGUUUCGGCAGCAGCGGCUGAAGGCAUGGCAGCCUAUUUUGACACCUAAGACUGUCCUCCCCCUCCUCUUCGCCGUCGGCAUCAUCUUUGCCCCUAUCGGCGGUCUCCUUCUGUGGGCGAGCGCCAGCGUUCAAGAACUGAGGAUUGAUUAUACCGACUGCAUUUCGACCGCAGGCUCCAACGACUUCACUCAGAUUCCCGAGUCCAAAGUCCAUUCGUCCUUCAAAACCUCAAAUAACACAGCGAGACCUGAAUGGAAGAGAUCCACAAGGACGACCACCCCGCCGUGGAGCGUCCCGAUCGAGGACACCCCUGUUUGUACGCUUCAAUUCUCUAUCCCCAACGACAUUGGUCCUCCGGUUUACCUGUACUAUCGCCUCACGAAUUUCUACCAAAACCAUCGGAGAUAUGUGAAGUCACUUGAUACAGACCAAUUGAAGGGAGAGGCUCUCAGCAAUCACACGAUCAGCAACAGCGCCUGUAAUCCGCUCAAAACUAACCACGAAGGCAAGGCCUACUACCCGUGCGGACUGAUCGCCAACUCCAUCUUCAACGACACCCUGAAUUCUCCCAAACUUGUGAAUGCGAGGGGAGGGAACCAGCCGGCACAACCGUACGUGAUGACGAACCGGAGCAUUGCCUGGAGCUCCGAUGCUUCACUGUACAAGAAGACAAAGUACACCAACGAACAAGUCGCGCCCCCCCCAAACUGGAUCAAACGGUAUCCAAACUAUACCGAUGAGCACCCGAUCCCCGAUUUGUCGCAAUAUGAAGAAUUCCAGGUCUGGAUGAGAACAGCUGGUCUGCCCACAUUCAGUAAAUUGGCUUUGCGCAAUGAUAAUGAAACCAUGACCGCGGGCAUCUACACGAUGGAGAUAUUUGACUUCUUCCCGGUCACCGUGUAUGACGGGACCAAGAGCAUCCUGAUCUCGACAAGAUCAGUGGUCGGCGGCAAGAACUCGUUCUUGGGUAUUGCAUACGUCGCUAUCGGCGGGCUAUGCAUUGUUCUGGGUGCCUUGUUCACUCUGGCCCAUUUGAUCAGACCGAGAAAACUCGGCGACCAUACGUACCUGUCCUGGAACAACGAUGCGCCGGCCACUGGAAUCCUUGCCACUGGUCGCGAUAUCCGACCUGGAGGGUCCUAA